UCUACACGCCCCCACUCGCUAGUCGCUCCAAGACUUCCCCGUCCCCCAGCGCCUACUCCGGCACUCCGGCAGACAUCUGUUCACCUUCGCCGCCUCCAUCAAACGAACACCAAAUUUGCAACCGGUACAGCCUCCUCACUGCCUCUCCCGCCGCAUGGACCGAGACGGCAGCCGUGCUGCCACCGGAGAAGGGCCACCGGCGGCGGCAGCCGGGCCGACCCCAUCUCGCCCACCGCCCUCCCCGGGCAUUGAGGCAUUGGCCGCAGGUGAUUCUGUUUCUGUUCCUACCUCUUGUGAUUCCCCACUUUCUUAUCCUUUCGCUCCCGAAUAUGUUUACUUGUUUCCUAUCCAAAGAAUCAGAUGCCCGGUGCAUUGCGUCUCUCCUAGAUUCAUCAUCCAUAACUCCAGUUUAAAUGUAAUUUAGUGCGGUAUGGGUAUCAGGUCAUUGUAGCACUGCAUUGAGCCAUCCCAAAAUGCAAUCCUUGGGGACAAGGCUAUGGAACUGUGCCUUACGGCAUGAGAUUUGUCCAUGAGCUGCCUAGAAGCUUUGGCUUUUGAUGGAGAAAGCAAUGAGGAGUCAAUUGAUGUCACAGUGGAGAAAGCUCUGGAGUGCCCAUGUUUAGAUGACUUGAAAAGAGGUCCUUGUGGAAGCCAAUUUAUUGAUGCAUUUUCAUGCUAUCUCAAGAGUACCAAAGAAGAGAAGGGAUCAGACUGUGUCGACCCCUUCAUUGCCUUACAGAACUGCAUCGGAGAAAACAAAGAGGCAUUCAUCAAGGAGAUUCUAGAAGAAGAGGAAAAUGACGAAGAAGCUGAGAAGUCUAACCUCAAAGUUCUGCCUCCGGCAUGGUCCAGAGAACCAAAAUCAAAGACACGAGGUCAUUCGAAAUAGGAGGGGUACUCUUAAGCAAAGUAACAUUCCCAUAGUCUGAGAGACUUUUCGCCACAGUUUUUCUGCAGAAGUUCUCCAAUUUGGUCAGUUUCAGGGAAACCAGAGCAAGUGAUCUCGUAUCAUACACGGAAGAAAUCGGAGCAGAUUAGCCUAAAUAUUACACGCGUCAAAUAUAAUGACAUAUUGUAUUACGUCGGAAUCAUUGUCUGACAAUCUUAUAUUACCCUGAUGGAUUGUAUCAUCUGAAGACCAGAUGAAAAUGUUUCUCCUUGAGAUAAUGGACCUUUUAUUGAACAAGCAGAUUCCUACCGUUGUGGUUUUAUCACAUCGA
Messenger RNA from Panicum hallii, 1220 nucleotides. Its product is annotated as mitochondrial intermembrane space import and assembly protein 40 homolog. The coding region runs from base 530 to 889 and encodes 119 amino acids. The transcript has 4 exons. Gene Ontology annotation, cellular component: mitochondrial intermembrane space. The record is from RefSeq and is a predicted model, not a curated record. Gene Ontology annotation, biological process: protein import into mitochondrial intermembrane space. Gene Ontology annotation, molecular function: protein-disulfide reductase activity. Lineage: Eukaryota; Viridiplantae; Streptophyta; Magnoliopsida; Poales; Poaceae.